Messenger RNA from Diaporthe citri, 1593 nucleotides. RefSeq lists its product as uncharacterized. The coding region runs from base 1 to 1593 and encodes 530 amino acids. Gene Ontology annotation, biological process: transmembrane transport. Gene Ontology annotation, molecular function: transmembrane transporter activity. NCBI's taxonomy places the organism in Eukaryota, Fungi, Ascomycota, Sordariomycetes, Diaporthales, Diaporthaceae. The record is from RefSeq and is a predicted model, not a curated record. The transcript is spliced from 4 exons.
AUGGACUCGCAAGAACAGCCCCCCGGCGCACACGCGAAAGACGACGAAAAGGCACACAUCGACGGAGGCCACCUGUCGACGCCCUCAUCAACGGACCAGGCCGACGCUGUUGUGUACCCCAAGCGCCUCGCCCGGGUUCUGAUACUGACCUCGCUGUGUCUGUCCGUCUUCCUCGUGGCCCUGGACCAGACCAUCAUAGCCCCUGCCCUGGGCGCCAUCACGGCCGAGUUUGAAUCGGUCAAGGACAUAGGCUGGUACGGCAGCUCCUACCUGCUCACGACCACGGCCUUGCAGCCACUAUACGGCAAGCUGUACAACAGUUUCAGUGUCAAACUCAUCUACCUUCUGGCCGUGUUUGUUUUCGAGGUUGGCAGCCUGGUAUGUGCACUUGCGCCCAGCUCGACGGCUUUCAUCGUCGGCCGGGCGGUCGCUGGUAUGGGAACGGCUGGUCUGUUCUCGGGCUCCAUCGUCAUCCUGGCAUACACCCUGCCGCUUCGGCAGAGGCCUCUUGCCUUUGGCUUGAUCGGGGGCAUGUGGGGCAUCGCAUCCGUCGCCGGGCCCUUGCUCGGGGGUGCUUUCACGGAUCAUGUCACCUGGAGGUGGUGUUUCUACGUCAAUCUCCCCAUCGGCGGUGCAACAAUGGUGGCCAUAUUCUGUCUCCUGCACAUCAAGGGCCAGAAGAAACGGAACCUCGGCUUCCUGGGCAAGAUGAAGCAACUGGAUCUCCUCGGGACGGCCAUCCUCAUCCCGGCCGUGAUUUGCCUGCUGCUUGCCCUCCAGUGGGGUGGCGCCGAGUACCCGUGGAGCAACUCGCGCAUCAUUGGCCUGUUUGUGGGCUUCGGGGCUAUGAUACUGAUCUUUGUCGGUAUCCAGGUCUGGAAGGGCGAUGAAGGCACCCUUCCGCCGCGCCUGUUCAAGAACCGCAACGUACUGUGCGCCAUGUUGUUCUCGGGCUUUUUCGGCUCGGCCUUCUUUCCCCUCAUAUACUACCUGUCGCUGUAUUUCCAAGCAAUACAGGGCGACGACGCCGUCGAGGCAGGGGUCAAGAUUCUGCCGCUUCUCAUCUCCACUGUCCUAACCAGUGUCCUUUCCGGAGGACUCAUUAGCGCGGUUCUGGCGGGGCUGGGCAUCGGCGUGGGGUUCCAGCUCGGAAUCCUGGUCGUGCAGGCCGUUCUGCCGCAGGAGGACAUCGCGGUAGCGACCGCCUGCGUGCAGUUCUUCCAGUCUUUUGGUGGGGCUAUUUUUAUAGCCGUGGCCCAGACGGUCUUCCAGAAUGGCCUGGUCGGGGGAAUCAGGCGCGAUGUUCCUGGGUUGGACCCCCAAAUCUUUAUAAACUCGGGUGCAUCGCAGGUCAGGCAGGUGCUUGCGUCCAUGGGCAUGGAGCAGUACACCACGGCCGUCCUAACGGCCUAUCUGACUGGCUUGAGGCACUCGUACUAUAUCACCGUGGCAUGUGCUGCAGCCGCAUUUUGUGCAGUUUCUGGCCUGAGCUGGAUCAACAUCAAGAAGGUGGAGGCCCGGAAAGCAACGACGGGAAGCGAGACAGCCCCCGUCGACACGGCCGAGAAAGGGGCCCAGGAGGGUAGCCAGUGA